Molecule: messenger RNA, 2535 nt
Organism: Anolis sagrei ordinatus
Lineage: Eukaryota; Metazoa; Chordata; Lepidosauria; Squamata; Anolidae
Source: RefSeq, a predicted model, not a curated record
AUCGUCUUUGAGGACAUGGCUGUUCAUUUCUCUUUGGAGGAGUGGGCUCUCCUGAAUCCUGAUCAGAAAGCCUUGCACGUGCAGAUCAUGGAGGAGAUUCAUGGGAUGGUGGACUCUCUUGCAGAUAACUGGAAUAAAAGCAAUGGAUACACCAAAUGGAGUAAGCAUUUUGCGCAAAAUGAGGGCCUUCCUAGACACCAGCAAAGCCACAGUGAUGAUGGAGGUUUUGCCAUAGAAAGGCCUUACAAAUGCAAUGAAUAUGGGCAGUGUUUUACCCAUAAUAUGGAAAUUGUGCUUCACAAAACACUCCAUACUGGGAAAAACCACCUUAAAUGGAAAGUAUCAGCAGAAUGUGUUACUGAUUACAAAUUGCCACAUCUGAGCCAAGAAGAAAUCUUUGGGGGAACUGAGGAUUUCACAAGCCAGGAGUGUGGGAAAUCUUUUAACCAGAGUUCACGCUUGGUGGAACAUGAGAAAUUUCACACAGGAGAGAAGCCACUGCACCAAUGCCAGGAGUGUGGGAAAUGUUUUGGUUACCAUUCGGACUUGGUGAGGCAUAAAAGACUUCACACAGGAGAGAAGCCAUACCAAUGCCAGGUGUGUGGAAAAUGUUUUGCUUCCAAUUCAUGCUUGGUGAGGCACAAAAGACUCCACACAGGAGAGAAGCCAUACCAAUGCCAGGAGUGUGGGAAAGGUUUUGCUCAAAGUUCAGCCUUGGUGAGUCACAAAAGACUCCACACAGGAGAGAAGCCAUACCAAUGCCAGGAGUGUGGGAAAGGUUUUGCUCAUAGUUCAGCCUUGGUGAGUCACAACAGACUCCAUACAGGAGAGAAGCCAUACCAAUGCCAGGAGUGUGGGAAAUGUUUUGCUUACAGUUCAGUCUUGGUGAGCCACAAGAAACUCCAUACAGGAGAGAAGCAAUACCAAUGCCAGGAGUGUGGGAAAUGUUUUGCUUACAGUUCAGUCUUGGUGAGACACAAAAGACUCCACACAGGAGAGAAACCACACCAAUGUCAGGAGUGUGGGAAAUGUUUUACUCAGAAUGCACACCUUAUAGAGCACUGGAAAUCACACACAAGUGAAGACUCAUACAAAUGCCAGGAGUGUGGGAAAUGUUUUGCUCGCAGUUCAUACUUGGUGAGGCACAAAAAACUCCACACAGGAAAUAAGCCAUACCAAUGUCAGGAGUGUGGGAAAUGUUUUGCUCGCGGUUCAUACUUGGUGAGGCACAAAAGACUCCACACAGGAGAGAAGCCAUCCCAGUGCCAGGAGUGUGGGAAAUGUUUUGCUGACAGUUCACUCUUGGUGAGACAUAAAAGAGUCCACACAGGAGAGAAGCUACACGAAUGUCAGGAGUGUGGUAAAUGUUUUGCUCGCAGUUCAGAUUUGGUGAGGCACAAAAGACUCCACACAGGAGAGAAGCCAUACCAAUGCUAGGAGUGUGGGAAAUGUUUCACACAGAGUUCUCCCCAUUGGGAGCCACCAGAAAAUCCAUAGAAGAAAAAAACCAUCCAAAGAGCUAAGAUAAAAGUAACCAUGAAUUGCAACAGGGAAAAUGCAAGUUCUGGACAUUCUGGUGCUGUGGACUAUACAUUUAACAUUUUCCGAUGAACAUGUGUGAAUCCCUUGGCUUCCAGUAACAUGCGGCUUGUCUUUGGAUUGAUUUCUUAGACAUUUCUCUUCUUGGGUUAAAACUCUGUUCAGCUUUUUGGUUUUGCUUGACUUGGGACUGUUUUGGAUAACAGUUUCUUCUCUGGUCAUGGGCCUCACCAUGGGACUGGACUGGCUUUCCUCUGUUCAGCCUUUGUAGGUAAACAACCGAUUUCAAACAGUACCGGACUACUGUAAAUUUUCUGGGCUGUAUGGCCAUGUUCCAGAAGCAUUCUCUCCUACAUUUCACCUCCAUCGAUAGCAGGCAUCCUCAGAGGUAGUGAGGUCUGUUGGAAACUAGGGAAAAUGGAUUUAUAUAUCAGUGGAAUGUCCAAAGUGGGAAAAGAACUCUUGUCUGUUGGAGUUUGGUGUGAAAUGUCACCCAAGUAAAAAAAAAAGCACAAUCAAAGUCCUGGCAGACCAUCCAAAAACUGUCAUGCCAUUAAAUGCUAAUCAAGGUGGCCAAUUCAAACAUUCAGACAAGAGUUUCUUCUCCAACCCUGGACAUUCCACAGAUAUAUAAACCCGAUUUUCUUAGUUUCCAACAGACAGCACAACCUCUGAGGAUGCCUGCCAUAGAUGCAGGCAAAGUGUCAGGAGAGAAUACUUCUGGAACGUGGCUAUACAGCCCGGAAAACAUACAUCAACCCAGUGAUUCUGGCCAUGAAAGUCUCCAACAACACAUCAAAAAGGACCGUUUGAGAAGUUCUGUCUAAGAUUUGGUAGAUGCCCCUUUCUUGUUAUUUGAAUCCCUACGUUGAGGUCUUCUUCUCUGGAGCAGCACAAAGCAAGCUCCCUGUGAUAUUCCUUCAGAGGAUUAAAUACCAUUGUCAUAUCACUUAUUUUAAAAAAUAAAUCAUAUGUAACUCCAUCAGUUGUUUCUCU